CCCUUCCUGUUUUCAUAUCUUUCUCAAAACUCUCCGUGCAAUGUAGCAAUAACCCUUAAACCCUCAAAACCCAGAACCUAAAGAAAAGAAAAUGCUUUCCUCCUCCCCAAUGUCUAUAAAUCCUAAUCCUAAGAAACCCUGAACCUCAAAAAAUGAUCCUCCUCAUCAAUCUCUUCAUGCACAAAACCUCAACCCUCAAACCCCUUCUACCAUCCCUCCUCUCAAACUUGUCUCUCACCAGGCAGAUGUCCCAGUCCACCUCCAUCCCCAAGAAGCUCCAGCGCGUACGUGACCAUGGCUACGACAACUACAUGGAGAUCGAGAAGAAGACUCGCAAGGUCCUCAAGUUCCAGGAACUCAUCCUCUCCCUGCCCAACCAAACCCUCCCCAUCUCUCGCCUCGACCUCCUCGCUCGCCGCCUCGGCUUCAAACUACACCAGUCCGGCGGUUUCGUCCUCAAAUUCCCUCACGUUUUCGAAAUUUACGAGCACCCGGUUCAGAGAAUCCUCUACAUUCGAUUGUCCCGGAAGGCCCUCUUGCAAAUUGAGCAAGAAAAGCAGGCUCUCCACGCUCAAAUCCCCGACGCCGUGACCCGCCUCCGGAAGCUUGUGAUGAUGUCCAAUACGGGUCGGCUACGCCUCGAACACGUGCGCAUUGCCAGGAAAGCGUUCGGCUUGCCUGACGAUUUCGAGCACUCGGUAAUUCUCAAUCACCCUCAAUAUUUUAGAUUGUUUGAUGCUAGAGAGACUAGGAAUAAGUACAUUGAGAUUGUUGAGAGGGAUGAGAGUUUAGCGGUAUGCGCGAUAGAGAGAGCUAGAGAGAGAGAGUAUAGGGAGAAAGGGAUUGAUGCCGAGGAUAUACGGUUUUCGUUUAUCGUGAAUUUCCCACCCGGGUUUAAGAUUGGCAAGUAUUAUAGGAUUGCGGUGUGGAAAUGGCAAAGGGUUCCGUAUUGGUCGCCUUAUGAGGAUGUGUCAGGGUAUGAUUUGAGGUCAUUAGAGGCGCAGAAGCGAAUGGAGAAGAGGGCCGUGGCAACAAUUCAUGAAUUGCUGUCAUUGACAGUGGAGAAGAAGAUUACGUUGGAGAGGAUUGCACAUUUCAGGUUGGCAAUGAAUUUGCCGAAGAAAUUGAAGGACUUCCUUCUUCAGCAUCAGGGAAUAUUUUAUAUUUCAACAAGGGGGAACCAUGGGAAGCUGCAUACAGUUUUUCUUAGGGAGGCAUACAAGAGGGGUGAGUUGAUAGAGCCAAAUGAUUUAUAUUUGGCACGUAGGAAGCUGGCUGAUUUGGUCUUGUUGAGCCCGAGAAAGGCAAAUUUGGAUAGGGAAUUGGUUAAUUAUAGGAGAGAUAGAGAAGAUGAAAUAGAGCACAAUAGAAGCAAGUUUGUCGAGAAUGAUUUUCGAAAUUUUGCGGUUGAGGACAAUGUUGGGAAAGAUGGGGAGGGGGAGGAUGAUUUGGACAUGCAUAUGGGUUCUCCCAUUCCUAUCCCGAGCUCGAACUCAAGUUUGGAUCUUGUUGUAGGAAGAAAUGGGAUUGGUGGCACCCCAUUGCCAAUGGGACUUGGAUCUGGUGACUCUUGUGGAUGCACUGAUGGAUGAGCCAAGAAAGUACAAUAGCAAAUCCCUUGGUGAGCUGUAGGAGACUUCCUUCUGGCUUUGUUGUGCAAGAUAUGUCCAAUGGUUACUCCAAGGUAAUUGUAAAUGUGGAUUGCUUGUUAUUCAUAGCAUUUUCUGGAUGUUUAUUGUGCUUUCCUGGAAUGCUAUAACACCUGCUUUGCACAUAUUUAAUGAGAGUGUUAAAAGCAUUUUUUGAGCUUAAAUUAUGGGCACUUGGACUCCCAGUCCCAACCCACCUUGACUUGUGCUUCCAAGUAUUUAACUUUUGUUUUCUAUCACUCACUAAAUUUUGCUAUUUAUGAAAUAUAAUAGGGGUUUACCAAAGACUGUGGACCUUUUAUUAGUAUUUUACUGAAGAAGAUGCUUCCUCAGUGUUAUUAUUUUAUACCAUUCGAACUUCAAUGCUGACAUUGGUUAGAGUCUGUACUUGAUUACUCUACUGCAGCUCUUUGAGAUGAGCAAGUCAAGGGCAUCGAGCAAACUUCAAUAUUAGUCUAAGGCUCUUGUACUUUUUUAACGUCUUGUAUAUGUGAUAUUUGAUAAACUAUUUGUGCAAUUAACCUUGGAACUUUCAAUCUUUGUUCUAUAAACUAUACAUUUGAUGCUUCUAU
Messenger RNA from Corylus avellana, 2221 nucleotides. It is a transcript of the gene RPD1, whose product is annotated as Ubiquitin carboxyl-terminal hydrolase family protein. The record is from RefSeq and is a predicted model, not a curated record. Gene Ontology annotation, molecular function: RNA binding. Lineage: Eukaryota; Viridiplantae; Streptophyta; Magnoliopsida; Fagales; Betulaceae.